This is a messenger RNA of Metschnikowia bicuspidata var. bicuspidata NRRL YB-4993, 2230 nucleotides long. RefSeq lists its product as uncharacterized. NCBI's taxonomy places the organism in Eukaryota, Fungi, Ascomycota, Pichiomycetes, Serinales, Metschnikowiaceae. The record is from RefSeq and is a predicted model, not a curated record. The transcript has a single exon. Bases 355 to 1758 code for a protein of 467 amino acids.
CGCUCCAUUAUCUACAAGACACUUCCCCUUCAAAAACGAUGCACUUUUAUGAUUCAUCUUACACCUAGGUAGAAUAUACCCCAUGGUAUCAAAAUUCAAGCUCAAGUAAUGAAUAAGCAAUUUUCUCCUUCUUCUUUUUUCUAAUACCUAGAGCCUGCGCCACGAUCUUCUUCUGUAUUUCUUUCUCUUUCGCAUAAUGCGCAUUAUGAGUUCUGUGUUCUCUUUUGUGAAAAUAAGCUUACAUGUGCUUUUCUUUAGGUCACACUAGUUCUGAUUGUCCCUUCCAAGGUCUUAAAACAGAAGGGUUUAACUCCAACAUCAUUUCCCGGAUUUCAUUUGCAGCUCGGUCCAAUCAUGUUCAAAAUCAUCUCAUUUUCCAUCAUCCUUUCGGUUGUCGCCUUGCUCUGGUUAGUGUAUCAUUCACCUGUCAAAGAGUUUCUGCUUGAAACUUCCACUCAGUUCCGCAACUUGGUAGUUUGCUCAGACACACAAGCGGCCCAAAUGUGCUGGAAAAAAUUUGGUCCUGCAAUACUAGCACUGGCGAAAUCGAGUUUCUCAAACUUAGCGUACCAGCUUGUGGAAGUAUGCCUCCAUGAAACAGAGAGUCAACAUCUACACGAUCUACAAUUCAUGCUCAAUGUACAAAAGUGUUUCCAUGCAGCAGACUUCAUAGAAUCUCGAUCAGGGUGCUGCUCGGCAAAAUCAAGUGUCCGAGAGGUAGCAUCUGUUGAUCUGUGGCUCACAUUCUUGAAGACAUUGCUUCUAGUAUACUUGGUGUUCAAUGUACCUGAACGCGCGAUCUUGAAAAUACGGGAAGCUUUCCACGCGAGUUAUGAGGUGUCAACAUCGUUCUGGAAGUCUUUUCUUGCGGUGUUCAGCCCCUUUCUUAAAGUUCUUCUGACAAGUGAUUCCUUAGAUGGAGCAGCAAAUUCGCUGGAAAAUGUUUACGAGGCAAGCCCAAAAAUGGUUCCUCCAGGUGAGAAUAUGGGUGCAAAAUGGCAUAACAACGUACAGACAACCCUGUGUACAAGACAUGAGGCCUGUACCGAGAAGAAAGGUUUACUUCGUGUGGUCAAAAAACCACAUAAUGCAUGCCCCCGCGUCGUGAGAGGAUGUAGAGAGCAAUCUAAUUCAAUACCCGCUACUUCUGAAUGUGCACGCGACGCAAGCGACACCGAGACCCAUACUAUGUGUGGCCAUCUGGACGAAGAUGACCGCUGCAGUGAGGGGAGAUUUGAAGUCACAUGCUCGCAAUCACUCGCUACAAAUACGUCUGGGAAACUAAAUCUGAAUAAAGCGUUUCUGUCUGACGGCGAAUUAUCUGAUUCCACUAGAAGCAGUCACCGCCAAAAACUUCUCCUUGGUCCACACGAAUCUACUUCGGCGGAUGAUAUUGAAUUUCUUGUCUCGCUUCCCCCUUCCAGUCCCAAAGAGUUCGAGAAUAGAAUACAGACAGGCUCUCUGUCUAACCUGCUUGACAAGAAUAUACUCCCUGGAGCAUACGGAAGACCUUCUUUCAACAUCUCGACUGAAGCAGGCCGAGCAAAGAUGAGGGCAUAUGUCAAAGCAAAAAUGAUGCACAAAAUACCAGGUUCCUUAGAGAAACACAGCUAUCGUCAACUCUCCCGAGUAGACUCGGAUAAUCAAAGAAUGCGUCGUGUUUUUGUUGCUAAUAAGGGCUGGAUAUGGCGAACGAGACUGGAGACGCAUGGCACGCGAUUCGUGACCCAUAAUGAUACUGAGGCCCCGGGCUCAUAGCACAUGCGAAUUUUGGCCUAGUAGUUAGGAUCUGCGACUAAGCAAGAAACCCGGAAUUAAAAAUCGAGGUCAACUCAUGACGUCUUACUAGCCCAACUUGGAGCCACUGUUUUCUUCAGGAGUUUUCAAUCUCAUUUUUUGCCCGGGUUCGCAAGAGAGUGUGUAAACACAAAAACCCGUCAGUUUGAAGGAUUGGGCGUGUCAGAUAUAUCUGAGUGCAGGUUACUCAAACACUUUUGUUGGGGUACAUGAUAAAGUGGAGUUGGUGGUUCUGAUCAAGUCCUUGUGAAAGCUCCUUGUAUUUCGGCAUAAUGAAGAUGACUGGCUAAACUGAACUGCCACAGAGGCUUUAAUAACGAAAAAUGCGCCAAUAGAGAUGGGACAUCGAAAAAGAAAAAAGCAAAUGAAUACACAUCCCACAAAAACAACCUGAAAUAUCUCUUCGAAAUAGCGGCUUAAUCAAGCGAGCUAU